CUGAGUACAGCAGCAGACUUUCUUAGUCUUGAGGAAUUUUGUUCUGUCGACAUCAUGGAAAAGCCUUUGCUUUUGUACAUAUUUUUUUUCUACUGGCAUUUCCUAAAUGCUUUAUUCACAGUUGAAGCUCCCCAGUCACUCUACACUGUGGAACAUGGGAACAAUGUGACCAUGGAAUGCACGUUUCCAGUGAAUGGGAAAUUAAAGCUUAGAGAUUUAAGUGUCAGCUGGGAAAAGAAAGAUGAGUUAAAGAAGCAGGUUUAUGAACUUCUCAAAGGAGAGGAAGACUUCAGAAGUCAGCACAGUGACUUUAGGGGAAGAAUAAAAUUGUUGAAAGAGAAGCUGAACUUGGGACAGUCUCUCCUUCAGAUCACUGACGUGAAGCUCAGAGAUGCAGGGUUUUACCGCUGUCUUAUUGGUUAUGGGGGAGCUGACUACAAGACAAUCAAUCUGAAAGUUAAGGCUCCUUAUAGAACUAUAACCCAAGGAGUGGUGAGCACAGGAUACAAUGAAUGGAAGUUGACAUGUCAGUCAGAAGGAUACCCACAAGCCGAAGUGAUAUGGCAAAACAGAGAAUAUGAAGAUUUGACUGAUAAGGCAAACACAAAUUAUGAAACUGGAAGUGACCAGCUGUAUCGUGUGACAAGUAACCUUACAAUCAAAAGUAAGACUGAUAAGAUUUUUUACUGUAUAUUCUGGAAUAAAGAGCUUCAAGAAAAUACAUCUGCCAUUUUACGCAUAGCAGAUUCAACUCAUGGUGUUCUGUGGACUACGGGCAGGCACUUUGUUCGAGCGAUUCUCAUUGUGACUGCUUGCUUUGGAUCCGUGCUUCUAACUAUGCUUCACAUCAGAAAAG
Antrostomus carolinensis (chuck-will's-widow) is the source of this 856-nucleotide messenger RNA. RefSeq names its product programmed cell death 1 ligand 1. Gene Ontology annotation, biological process: positive regulation of T cell proliferation; negative regulation of T cell proliferation; cellular response to lipopolysaccharide. NCBI's taxonomy places the organism in Eukaryota, Metazoa, Chordata, Aves, Caprimulgiformes, Caprimulgidae. The transcript is spliced from 5 exons. Gene Ontology annotation, cellular component: external side of plasma membrane. The record is from RefSeq and is a predicted model, not a curated record. The annotation marks the transcript as partial.